AUGAAAGAGGAAGAAACUAUUGAAAUAUCAGAAAAAGAAAAAGAUAAAGAAAGAAAUGAUAAUCAAGACACAUUAACAAUAUCAUGGAUUGAAGAUUGGAGAAAUGAAGAAACAGCCACCAAAAAUGAAAACAACAAAAACAACAAUAGUGAUGGUGAUAGUGAUGAUGAUGAUUAUUAUGAUGAUGAUGAAGAAAUUAAAAACUCAAGAUAUAAUUUAUUUUUAGAGAAAAUUUUAACAUUAGAGUCAAAUAGUAAUUUAAAAAAUAUAUUAAGUUUGAAUAUUAAUUUCAAAAAAGAUAAUAAAAAAUCAAAAGAAACUGAUACUGCGGCCACCACCACAACAACAACAACCACAACCACCACCACCACCACAACAACCACACCGACAGCAACAGCAAAUAAAAAAUAUAUAAGAACUAAUAAUCUUUUAAAUAAUAACAAUAGUAGUAGCAGUAGUAGUAGUAAUAAUAAUAAUAAUAAUAAUAAUAAUAAUAAUAAUAAUAAUAAUAAUAAUAAUAAUAAUAAUAAUAAUAAUAAUAAUAAUAAUAAUAAUAAUAAUAAUAAUAAUAAUAAUAAUAAUAAUAAUAAUAAUAAUAAUAAUAAUGGUGAAAAUAUAACCUAUAUUACAUCACCAUUAUCAAAUGAAUCAUUAGAGUCAACAGAAGAGUGUUGCUUCUUUUUAGUUCAUCUUCCAAUAACUAAAGAUUUGAUUUUCAAUCAAUUCACUUGUCUAUUAAUUCAUUUGUUUCAAAUUGAAUACAACAAUACAAUAAUAAUUAAUAAUGCUACAUCAUCAUCAUCAGUAAAUUCUUUAAAUAGGUCAUACAAUAAUAGUAAUAAUAAUAAUAAUAAUAACUACAAUAGUUACAAUAAUAGGGGUAAUAACUAUAAUAAUAAUAAUCAACAACAACAACAACAACAAAAUCCAAAUUUAAAGAUUAGAGAUUUAGAAGGAUAUCAAGAUUGUUCACAUUUAAAGAAACUGUGUUUAACAAUCCAUGAUUAUCUAACUCAAUUAUUACAACGUAAUCCAUUGAUUUGGUAUGACUCAAUCAUAAAUUGGUCAUUAUCAACAUUAACAAUAAUAACUAGGUUAUUAAUAAUUUUAAAAAAUAAUAAAUCACAACAACAACAACAACAACAACAACAACAACAACAACAACAACAACAACAACAACAACAGCAACAACAAACGAAAAAUAAAACACAAUUUCCACCACCACCACCACCACCAUUACGACAACCAAUAACACCAAUUUCAGCAAUGGUUAGAGAAAGAUUAGAUUUUUAUUCUUUUAGAAGUUUAUUAUCAUUAGUCUUACAUUUAACAAGAAUAUUUUCAAUUGAAACUUUUAUUGAAAAAUCAAAUGUUACUCAAUUUUUAGAUAUUACUUCCAAAAGUAGUAGUAGUAGUAGUAGUAGUAGUAGUAGUAGUAGUAGUAGUAGUAGUAGUAGUAGUAGUAGUAGUAGUAGUAGUAGUAGUAGUAAAACAAUAAAACCAAAAAAAUUACCAAUCUACGAAUUAGGUUGGAUCUUAUGUCAUUUAGGUAAAAAGAAUCCAUCUUUAAUUUUAGGUUUGACUUUUAAUCAUUAUUUAAAGAAUAUUGGUUUGAAUAGUAAUAAUAAUAAUAAUAAGGUAAAUAGUAAAUCCCAAUAUAUUCAAGAUAUAAAUUGUUUUCAAAUAUUGGAGUUUUUAGCAUUACAACCAAGUUCUUAUUUAUCAAUAAUAUUUCAACAACAUAUUGAUAAAAUAAUAUCUAAUCAUAAAAGUAAUAAAAAUAAAAAUAAUACACAAUUCUUAAAGGAUAUAAAAACAUUUUUAAUGUUAAUUACAAAAGAUGAUGUUUUUUUAAGUAUUGGUUUACCAAUAAUUUUAGAUAAAUUAUCUCCUUUUGGAAUAAAUCAAUUUGAUAAUAAUAAUAAUAAUAAUAAUAAUAAUAAUAAUAAUAAUAAUAAUAAUAAUAAUAAUAAUAAUAAUAAUAAUAAUAAUAAUAAUAAUAAUAAUAAUAAUAAUAAUAAUAAUAAUAAUAAUAAUAAUAAAAAUAAUAAUAAUAAUAGCAUUAAAGAGGAUAAUAGUAGUGAAAAAGAUAUAGAGUCCAUAAAAGAGAUAUUGGAAAAAGUUUUAUUAGGCAAUUCACAAGUAAUAUCAUUUUACUCCAAGAGAAUAUUAUUAGUAUUAUACCAUUGUUGUUUUGGUGAUAGUAAUGAUAUUACUUUUUCAUCUUACUCUACCUCCACUUUGUUACAAAUUAAGAAUCAAACUAGAUAUAAUGUAUCAAUUAAAUUGUUAACUUCUAUUGUAAAGGAUAGAUUAGAAAAACAAUUAAUAAACAAAUUAUAUUCACCCAUUUUAAAUAAUAAUAAUAAUAAUAAUAAUAAUAAUAAUAAUAAUAAUAAUAAUAAUAAUAAUAAUAAUAAUAAUAAUAAUAAUAAUAAUAAUAAUAAUAAUAAUCAACAACAACAACAACAAUCACAAGAAAUUGAAAAUAGUACAUUCAUAAAUAAUUUAAAUCAAGAUGAAAAUAUUACUUUUUAUUUAAAUCAAAUCCAAUGUAAUAAUAAUAAUAAUAAUAAUAAUAAUAAUAAUAAUAAUAAUAAUAAUAAAUUAAUAAAAGAAAAGAAUAAUAUAAUAAUAAAAUUAAUAAGUUUAAUUGGAAUGGAUUCAAUUUAUUCAUCAUUAAUAAUACUGAAUCAUAUUAUUAGUAAAUUGAAAUCUAAUCAAUUCAUUCAAUAUUUUUAUACAUUGGUAGAACAAUUUCAAGCUGUAAAUUCAAAUACAAUAGAAUUCUUUAUUAAUGAUUUGUUUAAAUCAAUUGAUUCUUUCUCUCAUGAUGAUUUAAUAACAUUAUUAAAUAAUCUUUUAGAAUUAGUUAAGAUUACACCACCACCAUCAUCAUCAUCACCUUCGAAUUUAUCAAUUUAUAAUGAAACUUUGAAAUGUAUUUCAAGUAAUUGGGUAGUUUUAUUAAAAUUAAUUAAACAUCCAAAUUUAAUAGAAUCAAAUAAAAUGAUGUCAAUAGAAAUAUUAUAUCAUUCUUUUAAUAAUAGAUAUAAUAAUAAUAAUAAUAAUAGUCAAUCAAUUCAACAAUUAGAAAUUAGUAAUAAUAAUAAUAAUAUCAAAAAGAAAGAAAUAUAUCCAUCAACAUUAUUAUCAGAUAAAGAAAUGUUAGAAAUUAGAGUUUUAUUAGAAAAAAUUUUAAAUUUAAUAUUUAAAAGUUUUAAAGAGAAAAAUAGUUUUGAAAGAUUAAAGAAAUUUGAAAUUUAUAAAAAUUUGUAUUUAUUAAUUUGUAAUGGAUCAUCAGUUUAUUUUUCAAGUACAAUUGAUUUAAUACUUGAUAGUCUUUUUUCAAAGAAAACAGAUAUGAUUAUUAAAUUACCAAUUUUAUGUGCACUUUCACCUGCAAAUACUUUACCACCUCCAAAUUAUCCUGCAAAUUUAGUAAAUGCUGGUAGUGGUAGUGGUAAUUUUGGAAAUGGUGAUGAUGAUGAUGACGAAUAUGGAGAUGAUGAAUAUGGCGCAAAUAGAAAUGAAAAGGAAGAAUUAUACUUUAAACAAAUUAUAAAUCCAUCAUUACCAUUAUCACAACCAUUAAUAAUGUUGCCUAUGCAAUCAUCCCUAUUAGAAAUAAACUAUGAAAGAAAAUAUUAUCAUUAUAAAUUUAAUGAUAUGAAUAAUCCUAAUCAUAUACCAUUCACAAAUAAACCAAAAAAUUUAAAGAAAAGAAUUGAAAAUAAUCAAUCUUCAGCAAUUGAUACAACUAAUAAUAAUAAUAAAAAUAAUGAAAUAUUAACAUAUAAAAAACAAAGAAUGAAAAAGAAGAAACAGUCAAUACAACAAAAUGGUAAUAUUAAUAAUGAACAACAACAAGAAGAAGAUGACAAUGAUGAUGCUGAUGAUCAAAAUGAACAAGAUGAUUAUGAAAAAUAUAAUAUUUUAAAUAAUGAAAAUGAUUUACAAUCAUUUAUUAAAUCAUUGGUUUUAUAUGAUGGUGGUGGUGGUAGUGGUUUUAAUAAUCAUGGAGAUAUUAAUGAUAGAUUACAAAUUUUAACAAAUCAAUUCUUAUUAAGAGUAUCAAGUCCGUACCUUGAGCCAUCAUAUGAAAACUAUCAAGAGAUAUUACCAAAACAAUCACAUUAUGAAAGAGAUAUUUUCAUUAGGAAUCUAUUUCAACAAAAUCCAUUCCUUUAUAGAGUAUUAGAGAUCAUUUCAAUCGAUGGUAGAGAAUUAACAAAAUGUUUAGAAGUUAUAAAGAGUCUAUUAGUUAAUGAAAUCUCUUAUUGGUACCAAUGUAGAAACUCUUAUUCGGAAUCACCAAUUAAAUCAUCACAUUAUCAUACUACAAUUCUAUUGGUAAAAGCUUUAAUUAAUGCUGAAUUCAUCAUUCAUCCUUUAAAUUUAUCAUUAGAAUUAUUUGAUAAAAUUAAAGCUGAAGAAAUAUCUUACAUUCUAACAAGUAUUUGGAAUUUUAUAAAAGAUUAUCAACCUAAUCCUUCACAAUAUCAAUCAUCAUCAUCAUCAUCGUCAUCAUCAUCACCACCAUCAAAUAAUACAAUCAUACCAACAUUUAAAAGAGUUUUUAGUAAUUGUAAUACAACACCAUACUCUUUAACUUUGAAAGCAAUAUUUCAUAAUCAUAUUAAAGAAUUAUGUUUUCACUAUGCUAGAUUCUUUCCAAAAAAAUAUUAUUAA
Molecule: messenger RNA, 4692 nt
Organism: Dictyostelium discoideum AX4
Lineage: Eukaryota; Evosea; Eumycetozoa; Dictyosteliales; Dictyosteliaceae
Product: RmlC-like cupin family protein
Exons: 2
Coding region: 1-4692 (1563 amino acids)
Cellular component (GO): nucleus; nuclear membrane; integrator complex
Source: RefSeq, a predicted model, not a curated record